AUGGCUUAGAAGACAGAUUUUACUAAUGUUGUCGAAAGACCCAACUUCCCUGAAGAGGAAGUCAGAAUCCUAAAAUAUUGGGAAUAGAUCAAUGCUUUUCAUAAAUAAUUGGAAUUGACAAAAGAUUUUCCACGAUUUACAUUUUAUGAUGGACCACCUUUUGCUACUGGAUUACCUCAUUAUGGCCAUAUGUGUGCUGGUACUAUUAAAGAUGUAGUAUGCAGGUAUUUUGCAAUGAAUGGGAGAUAUGUGGAGAGAAGAUUCGGAUGGGAUUGUCAUGGAUUGCCAGUUGAACAUGAAAUUGAUAAAACUCUUAAAAUUUAACACAGAGGUGAUAUUUUAAAGAUGGGUAUUGAUAAAUACAACCAUGAAUGCAGAUCAAUAGUCAUGAGAUAUGCAUCUGAAUGGAGAAGAAUAAUAGGAAGAACAGGUAGAUGGAUCGAUUUUGAUAAUGAUUACAAAACAUUGGAUACACCCUUUAUGGAAAGUGUUUGGUGGGUCUUCAAACAAAUGUGGGAGAAAGGCUUAGUAUAUAGAGGAUGCAAAGUCAUGCCAUAUUCUAAUGGGUGUUCCACAGUUCUAAGCAACUUCGAGACCUAAUAGAAUUAUAAGAAUGUGUGGGAUCCUGCUAUUGUUGUGACUUUCCCAUUGGUUAAAGACGAGACGACCAAAUUCGUUGCUUGGACAACAACUCCAUGGACAUUGCCUAGUAAUUUAGCCUUAGCUGUUCAUCCAGAUUUAGUUUAUGUGAAAUUGCUUGAUAAAGCAUCUAAUACUCAUUACAUCUUAGCAGAGUCAAGAAUUGUUGAGUUGUAUACUGAUGCUAAGUUGUAUGAGGUUGUGGAGAAAUUCAAAGGUUCUGAAUUAGUUGGAACUGAAUACGUUCCAUUAUUCAAUUACUUUUUGGAAAGAAAAGAAUAAGGAUGCUAUAGAGUUUUGGCUGCCAAUUUCGUUACUAGUGAUGAUGGUACUGGUAUAGUACAUUGUGCUCCUGGUUUUGGUGAUGACGAUUACAAAGCAUGUUUAAAGGCUGGCAUCAUUGUUCCAUCCGAUCCUUUGGUACCCAUUGAUUCUAGUGGAAGAUUCUUGGAGUCAGUCAAAGAUUUCUCAGGAAUGUAAGUCAAGGAUGCAGAUAAGGAAAUUAGAAAGCUACUUAAAACUAAUGGAAGAUUGAUUAAGGAUGGAUAAGUUCAACAUAAUUAUCCUUAUUGUUGGAGAUCUUAAACUCCAUUAAUAUAUAAGGCUGUUAACUGUUGGUUUAUUAAGGUUACAUCAAUUAAGGAUAAACUUGUUGUUAACAAUAAGAAGGCUAGAUGGGUACCAUAAUCAAUUCAAGAUGGAAGAUUUAACAAUUGGUUAGAUGAUGCCUAAGAUUGGUGUUUCAGUAGAAAUAGAUUCUGGGGUAAUCCUAUUCCAAUUUGGGUCAGUGACGAUUUUGAAGAAUCAGUAUGCAUUGGAUCUAUUGAAGAAUUGAGGUAACUUUCUGGAGUUGAAAAUAUCACAGAUCUCCAUAGAGAAUACAUUGAUCAUAUUACAAUUCCAAGUAAAUAAGGAAAGGGUGUAUUGAGAAGAAUUGAAGAAGUCUUUGAUUGUUGGUUUGAGAGUGGAUCUAUGCCUUUUGCUUAAUAACAUUAUCCAUUUGAAAGAAAAGAGUUAUUCGAAACUAUCUUCCCAGCUGACUUCAUUGCUGAAGGAUUAGAUUAAACAAGAGGGUGGUUCUAUACCUUGAAUGUUAUUGCAACAGCUUUACGUGAUGAUACACCUUACAAGAAUUUAAUUGUCAAUGGAAUUGUGUUGAAUGACAAAGGUGAAAAGAUGUCAAAAAGUAAAAAGAACUAUCCAGAUCCUGAAAUUGAAAUCAUUAAUCAAUUCGGAGCUGAUGCUAUGAGAUUGUACCUCAUUAAUAGUGGAUUGGUUAAGGCUCAAUCAUUGAAUUUCAGCAAAGAUGGAGUUUAAGAAGUCAUUAAGAACGUAUUUUUACCAUGGUACAAUGCUUAUAGAUUUUUGAUUCAAAAUUUACAAAGGUAUGAAAGUGUAAUUGGCAAAUUUGAAUUUGAUGAAAAUGCAAUAACGAAAGGUGACAACAUUAUGGAUAAGUGGAUUGUAUCAAGCAGUCAAACUUUGGUUGAAUUUGUUAGAACUGAGAUGGAAGCUUACAGACUCUACACAAUUGUGCCUAGAUUGAUUAGCUAUUUAGAUAUAUUGACUAACUGGUAUGUUAGAUUGAAUAGAAGUAGAAUCAAGGGAGAUUAAGGAAAUCAAGAAUGGGUUGUUAGUUUAAAUGUGCUUUUUGAUGUGCUCUUAAAAAUCACUCUUUUGAUGUCACCAUAUGUCCCAUUCAUUACAGAAUCAUUCUAUCAAAAUCUCAAGAAAUGCAUUCCUUAAGGUAAAAAUUAUCAAGAAUCAAUUCAUUUCCUUCAAAUCCCUGAAGCGAAAAAGGAAUUGAUUGAUCCUAAAAUUGAAUCUCAAGUUGAAAAAAUGCAAAUAGUUGUUGAAUCUGCUAGAAAAUUAAGAGAAGCACAUAAACUAAGUCUAAAAUAACCAGUUAAUAGUUUGACAAUCUUGGCAACAGAUGAAUAGUUACUUUAAAGUGUUCAAUUCUUAUCUAAAUACAUCGAAGAAGAAAUCAAUACACCUUCUGUCUUAGUUGAAAAGAAUAUUGAUCAAUACAUUCAACUCAAGGCUGAACCAGACAAUAAGAUUUGUGGAUAAGAACUGAAAGAUAAAUUUGGACCAGAUCUAAUUUAAUAAGUUCGUAAUUUCUCUCAAGAAUAGAUCCGUACACUCAAAACUGAUGGUAAAUUGUAACUCAAAGUCAAAGUAAAGAAAGAGAAGAAGGUUGAAGAAUAAGUGUAAUAAUAACCAGAUCCUAAAGCUAAAAAGGGUAAAAAGAAUGUGGAAUAUAUUGAAGUAGAAUUGGAUUGCGAAUUAUUAUUAAAGCAUGUUAAAAUAACUGAUUAAUUCAAUACUGAAAAACAUAAAUAGUUGUUGUUUGCCACUGAAGAUGGAUUCUCUAUUAUUAUUGAUCCAUCGUAAACUCAAGAACUCAAAAAUCUUGGAUUGGCAAGAGAAUUCACAAAUAGAAUUUAAAAAUUAAGAAAGAAGCUUGGCUUAUAAUAAGAGGAUAAAAUCCUUAUCUUCUAUUAAUUUGAAGCUGAAUCUGAAUUAUCAAAUGCAGUUCAAUCUGGUAUUACAUGGAUCAGAAAUUAAAUUAAGAAACCAAUAUUCUCAUCUGAUUAAAAACAUUAAUUCUUACAUGUAAUUGGCAAAGAGGAUACUGAUGUAGAUAACCAUAAAUUUAGUAUUGUGAUCACUAAAAAUUCUCCUGUCUUUAAUAAAUAAAAAUUGUUGGAAUCUUUUAAUGAAAAGGAGGUUGAUACCAUCAUAAGAACAUUAGUAGUCUUACCAAAUUUACAAUAAAACAUAGAAUUUACAUUGGACGGGAAAAAAGUUACCCUGGGCCCUGAACAUUAUACAAUAUCAUAAUGAGUAUGAUAAAUCUAAAAUUUAUUAAUAUUCGAAUUAA
Paramecium tetraurelia is the source of this 3526-nucleotide messenger RNA. RefSeq lists its product as uncharacterized. The record is from RefSeq and is a predicted model, not a curated record. NCBI's taxonomy places the organism in Eukaryota, Ciliophora, Oligohymenophorea, Peniculida, Parameciidae. Gene Ontology annotation, molecular function: aminoacyl-tRNA deacylase activity; isoleucine-tRNA ligase activity; tRNA binding. The transcript is spliced from 5 exons. Gene Ontology annotation, biological process: isoleucyl-tRNA aminoacylation.